AUGGGCGGGUUCAGCGGCGCUACAGGUCUCGCGGUGUACCGCGAAGAAGACGAUGAGGAGCUGUUCGAGACAUCGUCUUCGAUCUCCGGCGACUCCGACGACGAGGAGGACCAGUUCUCCGAUGGGGAGGGCGCCGGAGCUCUGGAGCACCUGUUUACGCAGCAAUCGCAGCAGCCGGUGCGGAGAUUGAAUUCUGACAGCCUCUACGAUCUGUCGUCUAUGAUGGCACAGCUCCCUGUCAAGAAAGGGCUAUCCAAAUACUAUGACGGCAAGUCUCAAUCGUUCGCGUGUAUGUCUGAGGUGAGGUGCCUGGAAGAUCUGCGCAAGAAAGAGACACCCUACAAGAAGAUGAAGGCAUCCAGGAGUUAUGUGGCAUUAGACGCAGAGCAGGACUGUCAUGCCCGGUCCUAA
Messenger RNA from Miscanthus lutarioriparius, 411 nucleotides. The record is from the annotation of a GenBank genome assembly. NCBI's taxonomy places the organism in Eukaryota, Viridiplantae, Streptophyta, Magnoliopsida, Poales, Poaceae.